AUGUUGGAUUCCAUAGAUAUAAACCUCCGCGAUAAACCGGCGGCAGCCACCGCCACCAGCUGGUUUGAUGCAAUCAGCACAAACUUCCACGCCGCGGCAGCAAAAGAGCGUGGCUACGACCCUUUUUCUUUCAUCUCGUCACAGCGCCCCGAUGUGACGGAGCUCACGCCAUCCACGAUUCGCUACAACGAAGACAGCACCACCUCACCGCGGAACGUGUUUAGCGCCACCCAGUCACCCAUUGAGCCGGCGCGCGAGGACCUCCAGGCCCAGCUGACGGACGUGACUCCCAGUAAGCCGACCUCGCACGAGGAUACGCUGGCGAUCAACUCGACCCCAAACGCGGCAACCUUGCAGCGCUCCAGACACGUUGAUCUUUACGACGACGCCAUGCGGGCCAAGCUGGCAAAACGGCAGUGGGCGGCGGUGGAGCAGAUGCGACAGAUGAUCUUGGAGAAGGUCAAGGUGGAGCGGGAGUGCCCAUUUAAGCCGAAACUAUCACCGUAUGCGGUGAAGAUUCAACGCCCCGCCGAGCUGGCGCCGCAGAAUCGGGUGUACGAUGAGCUCAUGCGGAAGGAGGAAUGGCGGGCAAGGAAACGGCAGGAACAUAUUAGGCGAGAGCUGGAGGGGUGCACAUUUCGCCCACUAACGCUUCGAGCCGCCAAGUUGAAGUCCUCUGCUCACACGCAUGAUUCUCACGUUUUCAGUGAACUCUACAGUCACGAUGAGGAGCGGAAUCACUUUGUGCGGGAGGUGCAGCCCUACGUUGUGGAGCAGCUGGAGCGCCACAUGCUGUUUAAGAACCCGUCCAACAAGCCUCUGCCGGAGGACAAGAUCAACGCUGUGGUGGAGCGCCUCUUUUCUUGCAGUGUUGUAGUGAACCCAGAGGAAGGCACGCGGCGGCGAUCGCAGAGUCCAUCGCCUCCGUUUAAACCAACAGUGAGCGUCAACUCGGCGCGAAUUGUUGCGAAGCAGCGCGAGGGCGGAAACGUCAAAGAAAACGUGGUGGAGCGACUUCUGCAACCCACUGCCCAUUUAAAGCCCAGCGAACAACUGCGUCAGCAGACUGCGAGCAAACAGGGAGAGGAGGAGUUGGAGUUGAUGCGGUCGGAGUACGUCCGGAGGUUGCAGGGUUUGCUGCAGCGUGAGCGUCGGCGGUCGAUUAUUGCGGCCAAGUUUGAGCUGCUGUCAGGCGCCAUAAACAAAGAGCGGCAGAGCCGUGAGGGCUCGCAGCGGUGCGUGACGGAGCACUCUGCGCAGGAGCUUGUGAGGGCGGGUGCGGUGAUGCUCUCGUCCGCCGAGGCGCAAGAGCUUUGCAGCAUCCUCGCAGCCAGUGGCGCGGGCAGGCUGAAUAAGAACGGCUUUAUUGCCCUUUGCACGGCUGCCGUGGAGGGGCUCCCCAAUCCAGGUGUAAGUCCCCUCGGUCGCGCGCCUCCCCCGCGGGCACCGACAAUGGGGGGCGGCCUCACAGACGCUGACCGUGGAGUCCAGGACGGUGCACGAAGGACGACCUUUAGGCGUGAGAUUCCAUCACCGGAGGAGCUUGAAAAAAUGCGGGCCCGACGUGAGGAGCGAACGCAGCAAAUGACGGAGGAGGAAUAUCAAAAACGUCAGGCAAUGAUGGAGGAGGAACAGCGCCAGUGCACAUUCCGCCCACCUCCCCCACGGCGGAUACCAAAAGAGUGCCACGUAAAUCACACCGUGGAUGUGAAGACGACCAAAGCGGCCGCCCUGCGUCGAGCUUACAUUGAGAAAAGACUCGAAGGAGAAGAACACGCUGGAGGAACGGCUGCUGCGUUACCGCUGGCCUCUACAAAAGACCUCUUUGGUGCUGCUGCUGGUGCUGGUGGGGCUCAUACAAGGGCGAAACUCCCGCAAAGUGUAGCUGCUCACUCUCUCCUGGCAUCGUCCAAUCCUCGCACGAAGCCGUCUUUUGCGGGGCCAAUAGUGGAAGCAUCCCCCGCAGCUAAGGCACCCUAUAAGCGUUGUAGAGGGGGAAAAGCACACCGAAGCUACACCGGCCACGGUGAGGGUUUUUCGACGCGCAAAGAUCAUUCCUCCCGUAGCGUUCCUGCAGUCGCAUCUGAUCGCAGCUCGGACGACGCUGCUGCCGCCUAUCCCAGACCUCGAAAGAUGCGGACUCGCGAAUCUGUUGCAGUUGCAGAAGCGCCAUCUCCACGUGUGUAUCGCGAUGUCGUUUCUGAGCACGCAGCUUUUGGCCGCGAUGGAGCCCUCUCGGAGUUUGGUCGAGAGCUUAUUCUACGACAACUUCGAGAGUAUAGAGAUAGGCGGUAG
This is a messenger RNA of Trypanosoma rangeli, 2295 nucleotides long. RefSeq lists its product as uncharacterized. Lineage: Eukaryota; Euglenozoa; Kinetoplastea; Trypanosomatida; Trypanosomatidae. The coding region runs from base 1 to 2295 and encodes 764 amino acids. The record is from RefSeq and is a predicted model, not a curated record. The transcript has a single exon.